Trypanosoma cruzi is the source of this 1038-nucleotide messenger RNA. RefSeq lists its product as uncharacterized. The annotation marks the transcript as partial. The transcript has a single exon. The record is from RefSeq and is a predicted model, not a curated record. NCBI's taxonomy places the organism in Eukaryota, Euglenozoa, Kinetoplastea, Trypanosomatida, Trypanosomatidae.
AUGAAUGGUGGGAGUCAGAGACACUCUCUGUCACUAUCUGUUUGCGUGUUCACACACUGGACACCAAACAACCCUGAACUAUCCGCUGCUUGGAGGAAUUUCGCGAGCUCUUGUCCACACGGGUGCUGCACUCGGCUGAUCGUUUUCGAGCGGCCGCUGCAUCACACGUUGUGGUCCAAAUUUCUGUUUCCAAUUAUGAAUGGUGGGGGUCAGAGACGCUCUCUGUCACUAUCUGUUUGCGUGUUCACACACUGGACACCAAACAACCCCGAAUUAUCCGCUGCUUGGAGGAAUUUCGCGAGCUCUUGCCCACACGGGUGCUGCACUCGGCUGAUCGUUUUCGAGCGGCCGCUGCAUCACAGGUUGUGGUCCAAAUUUUUGUUUCCAAUUGUGAAUGGUGGGAGUCAGAGACACUCUCUGUCAAUAUCUGUUUGCGUGUUCACACACUGGACACCAAACAACCCUGAAUUAUCCGCUGCUUGGAGGAAUUUCGCGAGCUCUUGCCCACACGGGUGCUGCACUCGGCUGAUCGUUUUCGAGCGGCCGCUGCAUCACACGUUGUGGUCCAAAUUUUUGUUUCCGAUUGUGAAUGGUGGGAGUCAGAGACACUCUCUGUCAAUAUCUGUUUGCGUGUUCACAGACUGGACACCAAACAACCCUGAACUAUCCGCUGCUUGGAGGAAUUUCGCGAGCUCUUGCCCACACGGGUGCUGCACUCGGCUGAUCGUUUUCGAGCGGCCGCUGCAUCACAGGUUGUGGUCCAAAUUUUUGUUUCCGACUGUGAAUGGUGGGAGUCAGAGGCACUCUCUGUCAAUAUCUGUUUGCGUGUUCACACACUGGACACCAAACAACCCUGAACUAUCCGCUGCUUGGAGGAAUUUCGCGAGCUCUUGCCCACACGGGUGCUGCACUCGGCUGAUCGUUUUCGAGCGGCUGCUGCAUCACACGUUGUGGUCCCAAAUUUUUGUUUCCGACUGUGAAUGGUGGGAGUCAGAGGCACUCUCUGUCAAUAUCUGUUUGCGUGUUCAAACACUGGAC